UUAUGUCAAUGUCAAGGCGUGUUGUCAAAGUUAAGUGUAAAUAAAAAGUGCUCUUGUAUUUAUCUAAAUAUUUAUAACGAUGCCACCAGGAAAAAGAGGGGGUAUUCGAGGCAAGCGUUCAAAUCAUCAUGUUGAGCGAAAUUAUGCUGAAAGACUAAAGGAUCUCAGCGUACAGUCAUCGGAGGAAAGUGGUUCAGAAAGUUCAAGCGAUGCAGAUUCUUCCAAUAAUUCCGAUGAGGAAGAAGGUAUUCAAGCUGCCUUUCCUAUCAGUAUGUGGGAUUUAAAUCACUGUGAUCCCAAAAAGUGCUCUGGAAGAAAAUUAUUAAGACAUAACCUAAUAAAAAACUUAAAACUUGGGCAGAGAUUUCAGGGCCUUGUAUUGUCACCAGUUGGCAGUCAAUGUGUUAGCCCGAAUGAUAAAGAUAUCAUUGAAAAGUAUGGUCUUGCGGUGAUCGAUUGUUCUUGGGCAAAAAUUGACGAAACACCAUUUGGUCGAAUGAAAUCUCCACAUCCAAGACUUCUACCAUUUUUGGUAGCAGCAAAUCCAAUAAAUUAUGGCAAACCCUACCAACUAAGUUGUGUGGAGGCUUUGGCGGCAGCAUUAUUUAUUACAGGCCAUAAAAAGGAAGCUAAGUUUUAUUUAUCUAAAUUUUCAUGGGGACAUUCGUUUUUAGAAUUGAAUUCGGAUGUGUUGAGUCUUUAUAGUGCUUGUACUGACAGCAAAAGUGUUUUAGAAGCUCAGAACAAAUUUUUAGAAAGUGCGGGUAAAGAAAAUGAGGAUUCCAGACCAAUGUGGCCGCCCAGCGACUCAGAGAGUGGAUCCGAAGAUGAUACCACUAGUUGAUAAUUAUAAAAACAAGAUUAAAUAUAUAAAUCAUUAA
Messenger RNA from Papilio polytes (common Mormon), 881 nucleotides. RefSeq names its product ribosome biogenesis protein TSR3 homolog. The record is from RefSeq and is a predicted model, not a curated record. Bases 80 to 844 code for a protein of 254 amino acids. Lineage: Eukaryota; Metazoa; Arthropoda; Insecta; Lepidoptera; Papilionidae. Gene Ontology annotation, molecular function: rRNA small subunit aminocarboxypropyltransferase activity. Gene Ontology annotation, biological process: maturation of SSU-rRNA. The transcript has a single exon.